This is a messenger RNA of Astrephomene gubernaculifera, 2966 nucleotides long. The record is from the annotation of a GenBank genome assembly. Lineage: Eukaryota; Viridiplantae; Chlorophyta; Chlorophyceae; Chlamydomonadales; Astrephomenaceae.
CGGCCUCCACCAAACACCAAACUCCGCACAUAGAAAGCGACUUCAACGGCAUAGUUUAUAAACAUAUAGAUAUAACCUCUUAGGGGUGAUACUUCGUUACUUCCUUACCCCUAAAUCCGGAGAGCCGCAUGAGGCCCUGAGGUACUUCCCCCCCUGCCUUAAGAGCUUAGCCUGGUUCCAGUACACCACUACAUUAACACCUUUACUGUGAGGCAAUGGAGCAGAAGCAGAUGCAGCGGUUGGGCUUUGGGGCUGAAGAGGAAGACCGCUGGCUCCAAGAGGAGACAGCCUCUGCACCUGAGGAAAGCAGCGAUUGCUCUGAUUCGCCACGGGCUGGUGGCGGUGGAGGGGGUCGUUGUGACGGGGUGGCAAGGCGGAGACGGCGACGACCAGCGUGGACCCGCCUUGAGGAGGCUAUUUUGGCAAAGCAACACUCAGUACGCGGAAAUGCAUGGUCAGCUAUCGCUGCGCAUCUGCCUGGAAGAAGCGCAUCGGAGGUUAAGAACAUAUGGCACAGCACUCUACGAUCCAAAAAGCUCAAAUCAAGGUCCUUGCUGCGGGCAUAUGCCCGCGGUGUGCAAGAGCGAGGCGAGAGUGCUGCUGCCCGCAUGGAGGCCUUCCGGGCCGCUGUGAAGCUGACGCGGGGUGGCGAUGCGUCCCUUCAUGAAGAAGAGGCCGAUGAGCCCGAUGCGGGUCGGCAGCCAGAGCGAUCGGCGGGUUCCAACGGAGAUAUGCAGCUAGACUUUCCCCGUGCAGAUGGGCCGGAGGAUGCUGCCAUGGACGGAAACCCUGAUGCAGCCAACGGCGCGAACCCCCGCGAAACGGAACUCUGCCACACUGGCUCGUCGGACGGUGUCCCAGCACCCUUGCCCACCUCCCACCCCAGCUCGCCCGGCCACUCCAACCUCAACGCAGCCGACCAUGUGAUGCCGGAUCCGGGGGGCGACCCAGCGGCCCAGAACCGCUACCGGGCGGGCGGGGAGGCGGCUGGCGACGCAGGAGGAGCAGAUGGCGGCCCGCUGAGACUCCCCCACACAACCCAGGGACCCCGGCUGCCCAAAGGCACGAGCGGCGGGCGAGGCGGCCGCUCGGCGGGGCCUGGUCGUGGCAAGGAGGCCGCUGCUGCUGCGGAGGGGGCUGAGGCGGCUGUGCCUCCGCAGCGGCCGCGUUCCGUCCGCCAAGCCGCGAAUGCGGCCAAGGGCUUGUUGCCUGCCUGGCAGCGGCCUUGGGUGGAGGACGAUGGUGGGUUUGAGGAGUCACAGCGGCAGGAGAAGCUGCGGCAGGAGCAGCAGCAGCGGCCGCCUCGGCGGCGGCCGCAAGCGCCGUUGCUGCAACCGCCGCCGGAUGAGUUGAUGCGGAUGGAGAUGCCUCAUGGCUACGGUAUGAAGGGCGGCAAGGGGCUCCCCUGGGUGGGCGCCUUGCAGCCCUUCUGGCCGCAAGACGCAGAUGCGAUGGACGACCCACAACAGCAGCAGCUGCAGCCGCCUCUGCCGCCGCUGCUGCUGCCGCCGCCGCCGCUCCCACUCGCAUUCCCACAGCAGCAGCCGCAGCAGGCGGCUCAGGGGGAGGAGGAUGAGGACGAGGAGGAAGAGGAGGAGGAAAACGCGGAUGAGGGCCCAACGCGGAAGCCCAGCGGGGGUUUGGGGCGUCCAAGCUCGAUGCACCGCAUGCCUCCGGCGCCGCUGCCGGCGGCCCGCCGGCGGCAGGAAAGGAGGGAAUCCCAGGAGGGGUCUUUGCCGCUUCCCUGGCGCCCGAGCAUGCAGCAGCCCCUGGAUCAAGAGGAGCAGGAAGGAGGCGAUGCCGCGGCGGCUGUGGCAGGCGCAACGGCGGCAGGAGCAGCGGGGGCUGCUUUCGGCGGGAUGGGUGAAGGCGGCAAUGGCGCGUGGCGACAGGAAAAGGGCGGCCCUCGGGGCCAGGCAGCGAAGGCGGAGGCGAAGCUUGAGAAACAGUUGGCUGAGCUUGCACCGGGCGUCAACUGGGGUGCAACCGCGCACAACGAGCUCGACCCCCCACAGCAGCGGCCAGGCUCCGGGCGCUCCGGCCCCCGCAACGGCCCGCACUCCCUCGCUCGCGCCAUGCAUGCGCCCGUUGAAGCCGCCGCCGCCGCGGCCACCGCAGCCGCGCAAGCUGCCGCCGCCCAGGCUGCCGCCGCAGUCCACCAGAAGAUGCUUGCCGUACCUCUAGGCCAUGUGGGCUCGCUGGGACCUCUGGCUGCGGCCCUGAUCUCCGCCAGCUCGGUCGGGGGCGGUCCCUCUGCACCCCUCAGCCUGGGCUCCCUGGCUUCGGGGCUCCCCGCGGGCCUGCCCACCAGCUUUGAGAGCCUGGAGCAGUUAAGCAUCUACCUGGCGCGCGUCAAGAUGGAGAAGCUCAUUACGGAGCAGGCGGCGCAGGAGGCGGCGGCGAUCUGGCAGGUGGCGCAGACGAAGGGGCUGGCGGGGCUGGCCAGUCUGCUGCAGGCGCCGCUGGACAGGAACUGGGACCCGAGGGCGGCGUGGCCGGAGGAUGGCCUGGCGUCGGGUCCUUCCACCUCCGAAACCGGCACCAAGUCCGCCCUACCUCCGCACCGCUCCCACAACCUCCCACGCGACGACCCUGCGGCCUUUGAGCGCCCGGAGCCUCCCCGGCGCCCCGCAGGCGGCUCUCGCGCCGCAGCAGGCACCAAGCGCGCACGACCCGAGCCCCCCACCCAGGACCACCCGGGCUUUCCCCCGCUGCUCCCGGACGCAUGGGCGGGGCUGCCUCCCCCAGGCCACCCGGGACACCCCCUCUCCCUCCAAGCCGCCAUGGCCCAGUCGCUUCUGUUCGGCGGCGGGGGCUUGCUGCCUAACCCGGCAGCGAAUGCAGCUGCAUCCGCAGGCGGCGGCGCAGCUCCCUGGCAUCAUCCUCAUCCUCACGAUGAUGAUCAGGAGGACUAUGAUGAUGAUGAUGAGGACCGGUGUGACUACCCCGAGGACCUCGCCCCGGCC